GAGUUUAGUCUAGAAUCAAACUUGAAAUUUAAGACUUUUGAAAGUCUGGUCUAUUUGUAGAGUAGUGACAAAAGGUUUGGAUUUUAGUGCUGUAUAUUAUUAAAGGACCCAACAUGAACUGGCUAAAUCUAGGGUUAGUUUGUUUGCUGAUUGCUAGAAACUGUUUGGCACAACAAGGAUAUAACUACCCCACCCCCCAAACACCCUUCGGUGGAGGUCAACAGCAACCAGGCCAAGGAAACUUCCCUACAGGUACCUCACCAAGCACAGACGGAUUUCAAGCACCAGGAGGCUACGUAGGUACAACUCCAACUUUUCCCAAGCCUGGAGGCUUUUCUACUACAUCGUCUCCAAUCGGUGGAGGAUAUCCCGAACAAAGUCCUGGCGGAUUUUCCCAACGACCAACAGGAGGCGGACAGCAAGGAGCUUUUCCUAGUGUCGAAUCUACAGGGUAUCCUGCUGCUGGUAGACCAAGUGGUCCGGCAUUCCCUCAAAGACCUACCGCUACUAGACUGGAAGGUUUUCAAAGACCUCCUUCAACACCCUUUACAACUGAAUCACAACCUGGACAAGGUGUAUCCAAUACUCAAUCUGCAGCUCAAGGACCUACUGGAUAUCCAUCUGCUGGCAGGCCAUCAGGACCACAGUUUUCCUCCACAGGAUCGCAGCAAGGUGGAUUUUCAUCUCAAGGACAGCAGAGACCACAGGGAGGUACUACUGGCGGGUAUCCUCAAGCAGGACGACCCAGUGGUUCCGGAUUUCAGCCAGGACAAGCGCCUGGAUUUGCAUCUACUCCCGGGAAUCAAGGAGGUUUCCCUCAGUCAUCAAGGCCCGGCCAGGCAAGUCAGCCUUCUUCCUCUCCAGGUUUUUCAUCAACUACAGCAGGUCAAGAAGGAUAUCCACAGAGAGGAAGGCCCACUGGACCAGGAUUUGGAGCUGGACAGCCAUCAAGUGGUUUUCCUUCAGGUCCUAGCUCAAGGCCACAAAAAGGAUACCCUGGUACGCAAAGGCCAGGCAGUCAAGGUUAUCCUAGCCAAGGAAGCUUCCCUGGUCAACAAACAGGUUCAGGAGGAUUUUCCGAUGGGCAACGUUUACCUCAAGGACAGCAACUUAAUGGACAAGGCGGACUUACACCUGAGCAAUUUUCUGGAGAUCAGCAGCAGGGGGGAGAAGGAGGUUUUGGGCAACCACAAGAAGAUGAAGGAGAUUAUUCUGCAAUUCCCGGUGAACCAGAUGUUGAUUAUCCAAUUUUAUCUUCUGUGCCAGAGACGUCUUUUAGCUGUGACCAGCAACAAUAUCCUGGAUAUUAUGCUGAUGUAGAAACUAGAUGUCAAGUAUUCCACAUCUGCUCCAAUAAUAAAACUUACGACUUUCUAUGCCCAAACGGCACUAUUUUCCAUCAAGAAUAUCUGGUUUGCGUCUGGUGGAAUCAAUUUGACUGCAAUUCGGCGCCGUCUUUCUUUGGAAUAAACGCCAAUAUAUAUGACUAUUCAAUAACUGGAGCUCAGCAACAGACAGGAGCUAUACCUGCAGGCCCUGGAUUUGAAGGACAAGGACAAUUCGGCACUGAAAAUCAACAAGGAGGAUAUCAAGGUAACGGACCGCAAAUAUCUGGUGGAAUAGGUUCCGAAGGUGGUGCAACAGGAUAUCCAUCAGGCAGGCCAAGUGCAGGCGUUUCACAGCCCAAUCAAUUUACAGGACAGCCACAAAGGCCUGACGGAACAGCAGCAACAGGUUAUCAAUCAAGUGGUCCUGGAGCUGGUUAUCCAUCUGGCAGUACAACAUCAGAGCAAGGAGGUUCAACUUUUAACCAAGGAUACCCCUCAGGAAGACCAUCCUCAAGACCUCAAGGGCCACAAGGACCAUCUGCUACUUCACAAGCUCCAACCUUUGGACAGCCUGGCUACCCAUCCUCUGGUCGACCACAAGGUCCUUCUUUUUCGGGUAGUGGACCCCAAGGACCGACUGGUGGUCCAGGAAGUUCAUUUAGACCAUUAGGAGGUGCUCCCGCUGGGCAACCGACUCAAGGACCUGGAUAUUUACCACCUCGUUCGGGAGGAUCACAACCUUCUGAUGGUAGUUACCCAGGAAGUCCGCAAACGGGAGGUGGAUAUCCUUCCUCAGGAGUAAGACAAGGGUAUCCUGGAUCUCAAACACCUUCAGGUGCUAAGCAGCUCGGUUCAGGUUUUCCAGCAAGUCCACAACCCAAUGGAUAUCCUGGUGGGUCAACUAAUGGAUUUUCUGGAAGUGAACAAUCUGAUGGAGGAUAUCCUGCCGGUCAAAAGCCGUCCGGGAGAACACAGGGAGGUGUUGGGCAACCUACAAGAGAAUAUCUACCUCCGCUGAGAAGGUAAUUCACUGUUGGCUUUGGAUCUGGUAUGGUUUGAGAAAAUACUUUUAUUAUAUGAAAAUAUUGAUAUCAAGUCACAGCUUAGGAAUAUUUUAAAAUAGAUAAAGGUGCCAGUGCUGUAAUGGUAAAUCACAAAAUUUUAAUGGUAUAGAUUAGCUAAUGGUAUAUCUUUAGUAAGUGUUUUUUUAAUUAUAACAUAUACUAUUACUGUUCCUUAAUUUCUAACUCUGAAUCUAUAUGUUCUUAAAGGUAUUAAUGUAGCGCUGUAAAUAUCAAAUUAAAUAUAGUUUUAUCAUAGGUUAAGAAUAUAACUUCAUUGCUACCUUAAAUAUAUCGCUUAAAUAGUAAUAAAAUUAAUUCUUUAAAGUUUAAAAUGUAUAUUUAAAUUACAAUAGUUACCCAUUUGUACCAUAAAAAUUA
This is a messenger RNA of Anthonomus grandis grandis, 2770 nucleotides long. Its product is annotated as spidroin-2-like. Gene Ontology annotation, cellular component: extracellular region. NCBI's taxonomy places the organism in Eukaryota, Metazoa, Arthropoda, Insecta, Coleoptera, Curculionidae. Gene Ontology annotation, molecular function: chitin binding. The record is from RefSeq and is a predicted model, not a curated record. The transcript has 12 exons. The coding region runs from base 114 to 2354 and encodes 746 amino acids.